Messenger RNA from Adineta ricciae, 1443 nucleotides. Lineage: Eukaryota; Metazoa; Rotifera; Eurotatoria; Adinetida; Adinetidae. The record is from the annotation of a GenBank genome assembly.
AUGGAAGAAUCACACAAUAUUAAAAAAUUAAAGGACGAAGACGAAGAUGCAAUGAUCAAAGUUGAUCUUCAAAAUUCCGACAAGAAAAAACACACAACUUGUCUUGAAUGGUGUCAAUUAAUUGCAACAAUAUGUAUUCCUAUCAUUAUUGCACUCUAUACAAUAAUUCAAGAUCGUCAGAAUCUUCACAAAGCUAAUAUGAGUCGUGCAACUGAACUUCAAAUAGCAGAAGAAAAUCGUUUAAAUGAACUCUUAAUUGCAGAAGAAAAUCGACAGAAAGAUCGUGAUCUUGCUAAAGAUCAACAAUGGGAAAAUAUUCUUGUCGAAUAUCAUCGAUUUCUUUCAGGAUUUUUCGUUCAGAAAGGUCUCUCUUUAAAAGAAUCAGAUGGUACAAUCUUAUUAUCAGUAUCUCAUACAACAUUAAAUCAACUGAAUGUUAAGCGCAAGAGUUAUGUUAUUCGUUCCCUCUAUGAAGCUAAAUUGAUCGCUCUAAACAUAAAUAGUGACCAAAGUAGAUCAAGUUUUUUAGAAAUUGGUGGAAUUGAUCUGAGUAAUAUUAUGCUCGGUUCUGUACACGAUCCUCAAGGUCCCCAGUCACUAUUAUUUUAUAUUGAUUGGUCUUAUCUUUAUUUGCCUAGAGCUAUUUUGGUGAAUGCGUCGAUUCGGUACGCAAUAUUAAAUUGUGCAUUUCUUCACAAUACAAAGUUAGAUUCAGCCGAUUUAAGUUUUGCUUAUGUUCGAGAGGCAAAAUGCUUCAACAAAUGGAGAGAGUCGUCCGCCGAAUUUUCUACUUCUUCUCUCGUUAACGCUACGUUAUAUCAUGCUGAUUUUAAUGAUGUCAGUUUCUAUAAUGCCACCUUAACAUUUGCUAAUAUGUCUAAUAUUCAAUGUUGCGAUUGUGAUUUUCGUACAGCAAACUUGGUUCGAGUUGAUUUGAGUGGUUGUAAUAUUUCUCGUUCGCAGUAUCACACACUGUUGCGCGAAUUUGAGUCAACAAAUUUAUCGUACACUACUGCUGAUUUAUCAAUAUUUCAUUCAUUAACUUUCGAUUAUUCAGAUUGGUCUCAUGUUCAAGCUAAACAAAUAAGAAUGAUAAACUGUACAUUCGUUAAUGCAACAAUGAUCAAUGCAUCAUUUGUAAAAGGCUCUCUAAGUAAUGUGUUAUUUCAACAAACAGAUCUAUCUUAUAUUGAUAUGACUUAUGCUAUCUUGAAGAAUAUUAGUUUUAUAGAUACAAUUAUGUAUUAUGCUAAUUUAAGUUAUAUCAAGUGUGAAUAUUGUAAUUUCAUAAAUAUUGAUUUACGAAAUAGUUUAUUAAGAAAUGCAUCAUUACUUUAUAGUAAUUUCGUGAAUUGUUCAAUCGAUGAAAAGCAAGUAGGAGAAAUAAUUGAUCUUGGUGGAUCAAAAUUACCCAAUGAAACUAUUGUUCAAGGCAAUGAUUAG